Messenger RNA from Gracilinanus agilis (Agile Gracile Mouse Opossum), 388 nucleotides. RefSeq names its product ribosomal protein S29 (gene RPS29). The record is from RefSeq and is a predicted model, not a curated record. Bases 65 to 235 code for a protein of 56 amino acids. Gene Ontology annotation, cellular component: ribosome; cytosolic small ribosomal subunit. Gene Ontology annotation, molecular function: structural constituent of ribosome; zinc ion binding. Lineage: Eukaryota; Metazoa; Chordata; Mammalia; Didelphimorphia; Didelphidae. Gene Ontology annotation, biological process: translation. The transcript is spliced from 3 exons.
GAUUUGAAGAGCACUUGCGUGAACCUUCCUCUUCCUUUUGUCUCGCGGCUUUCCUACUGGCGCUAUGGGUCACCAGCAGCUCUACUGGAGCCAUCCUCGCAAAUUCGGCCAGGGGUCUCGGUCUUGCCGCGUAUGCUCCAACCGGCAUGGCCUGAUCCGCAAGUACGGUCUGAACAUGUGUCGCCAGUGCUUCCGACAAUAUGCGAAAGACAUCGGCUUCAUUAAGUUGGACUAAAUUAUAUUUAUGGAUCUUCAGUGAUUUCCCUGACCAUCAGCAGUGACCAUUUUACUGGACUCUGGACAACUAUUUGAGCCACCUAAAGAUUGAUCCUGUUCAUACUUCAUACUAUGUUAAUUUGUACAUAAAAUUAAAAAAGGUCACCCUCCA